Molecule: messenger RNA, 237 nt
Organism: Miscanthus lutarioriparius
Lineage: Eukaryota; Viridiplantae; Streptophyta; Magnoliopsida; Poales; Poaceae
Source: the annotation of a GenBank genome assembly
AUGGAGCGGGUGAACACGAGCCUGUGCGUGGAGAACCUGCUCAUCAUGCAGGAGAACGAGCGGCUGCGGAGGCAGGCGCAGCAGCUGGACCAGGAGAACAAGGCCCUCCUCGCCGAGCUCAAGCAGCGCCAGGGCCAGGGCGCCGGCGGCCCUUCCGGCUCCGGCUCCGUCUCCGGUUCUGGUUCCGCCGCCGCCGCCAACCUCAAGGCGAAGGCGGCCGGCAAGCAGCCCAAGUGA